AACUGAGUGUGGGUUGUACUAUUUACCUCAGUUCCGUGUGCUUAAGCUAAUUUGUGAUGGGUUUGUACUUUCCUGAGUGUUUUCAACGGAUAAUACGAAUGUUUGUGAGGAAGGGAAUCCACUUUUUACUCAACGACAUUUUAGAAAACUCAUAACUCAUCCAGCAAGUCCUUAAAGCCUGGCCCAAGAUACACUCAGCUGGACUGGACCACCAAAAAUCAGCUAAUCACCAGCAGAUCUGAACUGCAGAGACUGACAGCAAGCCAGAUCAGCCAAGACCUGCAAUGUGUGAGGGAUGAUGCCACCACCCAGGUUCUCUGGGCCACUCGAAGCACACAAUUCAACCUCAGCUGCCGUGUGGAAGAAUUGAAGCUUUGGAAGAGCCAAAUGGCUAAUAGUAUCACACAAGUUGAUCAGGAGAUCUCUCUACUGGAGCAGGUGAAGGCAUCUGCUGAGACAUGCCUGCAGGAGAAAGCCCUCUACACACAGGUUCUUGAGGAGUGUGUGACGCUGCGUGAUGGCCGCUUGGCUGGAGAUCUUGUCUAUGACCAUGUGGAGGAGCAGCUGGCCAGAGAGGUACAACUGUGUGAAGACGUCAAGCAGCUGGUUCAGCAGAGGAUCACUGAGGUGCUGGAACAUCAGAGGACAUUAAAGGAGAUGCGUAGUCAGCUGUUAGCUGACCAGAAGGACAAAGGCGAUGCGAUCAAUCUCAACAGUCAGUGCCUUACCUUGAACCUCCAGUCUCCCAGUAUUGGAUACAGAUACCAAAUCUCCAAUGUCACCAAAGGAAUCUUGACUUAUGAGCAGUGGAUAGCACAUUGCCAGAACUUGAAGAAAAGUGCAGAAAAGGUGGUCCUGGACUCUUCCUAUUUCCGCAACAACCUGCAGUACUCACUCUCUCAGCUCAUUCAUUCUCUGGAGGCCCAGCGCAUUGCUACAGAGUUCUCUUUUCGCAAGAGGCUGGACGAACUGAGCAGAGCCAAGGACGCUCUUGAAUGGGAAAAGCAGCAGGUGAUGGAAGCAGUAAAUGAGCUACAGGCAGAGAUGCAGAAGGUGGAGAGUCAGAUCCUCAGCUCUGGCUCUGAGGAGCAGCUCGCUCAGACUCAGCUGGACAUCCUAGCUCAGAGAUUGAACUAUGAACUCUGUCUGGAUCAGGGUGUGAAGAGUAAUGGUCGGUGA
This is a messenger RNA of Colossoma macropomum (tambaqui), 1179 nucleotides long. RefSeq names its product tektin-2-like. The record is from RefSeq and is a predicted model, not a curated record. Gene Ontology annotation, biological process: cilium assembly; cilium movement involved in cell motility. NCBI's taxonomy places the organism in Eukaryota, Metazoa, Chordata, Actinopteri, Characiformes, Serrasalmidae. The transcript is spliced from 9 exons. Gene Ontology annotation, cellular component: nucleus; microtubule cytoskeleton. The coding region runs from base 388 to 1179 and encodes 263 amino acids.